CGAUAAUGCGCGCAGGUGCAGGGACCCUAAUCGCCACAUUUCCAGCUGCUACACUGAACAUUUAACCUCCUCUUAUGGACUAAUAUGAAAGAAGUGGAUGUAGAGGUCUGACACAGCCAAGAAAGAAGGCAUAUUUCUUGUGGAUCAUUCUUGUUUUCCAUCACCGAGCGUCAGCAUGGAUGUCUUGGCAAACCACAGUAUCUUUCAGGAACUCCAGCUCGUUCACGACACCGGCUACUUCUCUGCCAUGCCUUCGCUGGAGGAAAACUGGCAGCAGACCUGCCUAGAAUUGGAGCGUUAUCUGCAGACAGAGCCCAAGCGUCUGUCAGAGCUCUUUGACCAAGACCUGGACGGUCUCCUAACUCCGGCCUACAUGAAGGAGGAUGGCGAGGAGGAGCUGACAGACGCCAUUCUCCCCAGCCUGCCCAGCCUGCCUGAGCCCCCAAGCCCACCUCCCGUGAUCAUCUGCCCAGCACGAAAGAACUUUCCCUCCACCGUUGCAAUGAAAAGAGACCUCAAAACCAAGGGGCUUGAAAAUGUUGAAGGGAUGGAAGGGGUCCACCAAGCACAGCUGAGUGCCGUCACCUCCCUGACGCCCCCAUCGUCGCCAGAACUGGGCCGGCACCUUGUCAAACCCAACCAGACACUGACAGCCUCAGCUGAUGGGACGCUUACCCUGAAGCUGAUGGCCAGGAAGGUAGGGCUCAGCGCGGCCCGGCUGGUGGCCGCGCACGCAUUCCCCGUCCGGAUGAAGGACGAAGAGGAGGGGGCUGCAUGUGUGAUCGGUGUGGGGGAGCAACCAGAGAACAAGAAAAGGAUCCACCGUUGUCAAUUCAACGGCUGCAGGAAGGUGUACACCAAGAGCUCCCACCUUAAGGCCCAUCAGAGGACACAUACAGGUGAGAAGCCGUAUAAGUGCUCGUGGGAGGGCUGCGAGUGGCGAUUUGCCCGGAGCGACGAGCUGACGAGGCACUACCGCAAACACACUGGCGCCAAGCCUUUUAAGUGCAACCACUGUGACAGGUGUUUCUCACGGUCGGAUCACUUGGCGCUACACAUGAAGAGGCACAUCUGAGGGGAUAUGAGAGAGGUCAGCAGGAGUGGAAGCGAGGGGAAGGGGAUGGAGGCGCAGUGGAAGAAGGAGAGGGAGCAUCAUCUGCAGAAAAAUAACACCAUGGAUGUUAGAGAGAGACAGCAGGAUGGACUCAAUAAACACCAGAUUUGGCCAUUCUGGACUAGAGGGAGAGGCACCACACAGGGGCGCUGACUACAGACAGAAACAAAGGCAGGCUGACAGACAGAUCUUAAGUGGCUUGUCUGUGCUCAACCAGUGUGUCCAUGAUUCCAUAGUGACAUGUCGUCACCUCACAAAUGUUUCCUGGUGUUGUCGCGUGGACGACACAGACGCUCCAUCCCACCGUUCGUAUGUGUCUCAAUUGGAUGUCACACGCUGAAUGCUGGACCACGUGCCUGUAGUUGGCAGCUCUUUGUUGCAGUCGCCCUUGCAGUCUUCUUCUGCAAUCGUCCCUUGGUGGAACGCUUCCAAAAUGUCAGCCGUGUUCAUGCAGCAGUGCUCCAUGUACCAGCGAGCUCACCAACGCCGGACUGGACCAGUUGUACAGUAAUUUUAGCUGCCAGCAGAACUCCUGCUGUUUGUAUAUUCAAGAUUUUCUCUUGUUAGAACGUCCCUUGAGCUGAGGAGAACAGUUAAUUUCCAACAGUAGCUAAAGAGCAUCAUCUCACAGGGUAAGCUGGCUUUCUCUCCCUCAAACUUGCUACAGCCUUUACAAUUCGCCAAAGGGUUUAUUAUCUUAUAUAGGACAGACAAUAAUUUGACCAAUUUUCAUCUGACCUCUGUCACACCUUCCAACUGGAUCCAUUUAUAAAUCCUUCUGGUUCAAUGGCAUCGGAGCACUUGUUUGAACGGAGCAUUAGAUUGGAUUUCCCGAAGAUUUGAAGAUGCGAGUGUGUUGCACUGACGUGCUGUGAAGACUGAUUGAGGUCACUCAGAGGACUGGCUUGCUUUAUGAACACCAUCCAUUGACGGUUACCACUGGAUGAGGCUAACUAAUCUACUCUGGGAACUCUGUUCAUCUCCUAGAAUGUCAGCUGAACCCGACCGUCUCAAGAGAUGCUAGAUGGCUCCUAAGAGUGUUGUUUCCUUUCCGGGAUCUUGGCUCUUACGAGUUUUCGUCAAGAACUGUUGCACAAUUGACUCUUUGCAAACUUUUUGUUAAAAAAAAUGCCUCACCGUCCUGAACUGAGAUAGACAAUACGGGACUCACCAAACGCCGGCUUUCACAUGCCGUCAAAGUGUGGACAGCCACAUGCACAAGUCGAAGCAGCUAGCUGACUGUGAGCACACCAAACGCAAACAAGAUCACUAUGUAUGAUAAAGGCUAUAUUGUUUCUAAGAAAAUAUUCUCCUAUUUGUUCAAAACAGACAAUUGAAAAGACCAUUUGAAGAACACAUUGGAAAUGGAUGCAGCCAAAAAAAAGUGUCUACUAGAUGCCUGAAAUGAUCUCUUUGGCCUUUGAGAGUGAUUGGCAUUGAACUAGGCACUGGGUUGAGGAGGGUUUUUGUCCUGUUCACACCGCCCAUGCAGAACUCUUCCAGUUUAGCAGCUCUCAGACUUCAUUUCAGAGAAAAGCAGAAUUAAACAGCUCUCCUUAUCGGCCCCUAUGCAUAUCCAAGAACAUUCCUGCGGACUUCCUGACCUUACACGUAUGUCUAAAUGCGGAUUUCUGCCCUGCUGGACACGGAGGGACUUGUAGGAAGACACAUGACACAAAUUCAAUCAAUUGGGUGGCUCUUCUCAGAGCAAAUCAAUGUGAAUGUAUCAGUUGUAAGUCUGUACACUUUGCUGGGCCCAUGAAAACACUUUAGUGUGGUUGGUAAGGUAGGUUCUCUAUUUCACGUUAGAAACAAAUGGUUGGACUUGGCAGGUAGCUUUUGACAUUUUACUGGUCGUACUGGACCAGCGGGAGGUCAAGAGAUUUCCAGUGGGUGGCUGAGAUGGGUUAGGGGAGGAAAAGAUCUGCUCAGUCAGCAAUGAUAACUGCCCCAUCAGCUCAUGAAACUGCAGUGGAGUGAAACCCCCACGCACACACACAAGACAGACUUAUGUACUCCUAGAAAACUGGAAUUUACAUUUGUCCUUGGUGAUCUGACACUUGUCCAGUAGAACAAAGACACAUACAAUCUAGUUGUCGCUCUUUGCCGCAUUACACUUAAGGGUCAUGUCUUUAAUUCACAAAUAGAAAUUAAUUUUGGGUGAACAUCGACUCAACUCAAGCGCAUACAAAUCAAACAGGCAGCUUGGACAAACGUAGAUUAUCAGGAUUCUUAAGAACUCGAUUGGGAACAGCUAUGUCAAGGUGUUUAUUCUUUAGUUUACAAGAUUUUUAAUACUUUGAGGCAAAGUGAAGCACACAGCAGUCUGCUUUUUGGCAGGGGAGAAAGUAAAUUGAUUUCACUCUGUAUACCAGAGGCGCAUUUCAAUUUUGGAUAUGAAUGCAGCCCAGCUCAAUCACAUCUAGACAUGAUCUGUCUGCGGCUCUGGAAGCAGAAGCUGUAUCAACCUCCUGUCUUGCAUAAAUAUUGAACUCUUUCUGUCUAAGCGUGCAAACAAGCCAGAUUCCCCUUUAUAUUGAACAUCUAGGUGUUAGACCUUCACUUGCAAAGACAGGAGGGAGUGACCACAAUAGAAAACCAACUGAUACAAGUUUUAACUGCUGGUUUAUUUUCAAGGUGACUGGAAAUUCUUACAGGCCGUCCAGGUUGCAGCUACAGCCCUAUCAAUGCUACCAGUCAGUCUUUGUGUUUGUUGGGAUUAAUAAAAGUCAAAUAUACUGACAAACAUUUGACAUUUGGUCUUAAGAUCUAAAAUAUCCUGUUCAGAUGGAAAUGUCAGAGCAGGUUAGCAGGUUAGCAGGUUUGAGGUUUUCCUACUUAGCCCAAAUCUCCAUGUGGAAGAUAAAAUGAAGAAUAGCAGUUUAACCUGUGGGUUAAAAUUGUAUCAUCAAUGGCAGCUCUACUUGUGUGUUUCAGUAUUUCAGCGGGGGCACUCUCCCGUUUAACUGGAUGGUUGCGAAUGUGUGGGAAUGUGCAGCUCGGGGUUAGUGUUUGUAUGUUUUUGUUCAUGUUCUGUACCAAUCACAGACUGCUUGAGGAUUUUGGACUGAAACACCGAAUGUGUCGGGUUUUUUUUCAUGUUCACCGAGACUUGAGGAGGUAAUAAAUGGGGAUAUUCAAAUUACAGGACAGUUGAAAAGUUUUCUCCUCAUGUGUUUGCCGGGAGCUCUAACACUGGGAUUUCAAAUGUGAAUGUGUUUUCUGAAAAAGGUUGUUUCAUGUUGUCUCCGAGGACGCGGUUCAGUUCUGUGUCAUCUCAGUGAAUGAUUGCCAAUUUUGCUGUGCCUGUGUGUUCUUCGUCUGUUUGUAUUUGCACUCUGAAUUUUUGGGAAAAAUCACUUGCAUAUUUUCUGUCCUCUUGUACACAACACUUCCCACAACGACCCUGGGUGAUGAAACACGGAUCAGAAAGUCUGUAUAGUAGUUGUUUUAAGCACAAAUGUACACACUCGUGCGUACAUGCCCACGUGGAUUCACACGCAUUGCAGACACACAUCUACUCAAAACCACAUGCAUGUAGACACUCCCUAAACACGCAGAUUCAAACAUGCAUACAUGUGCCAGCACAUCCUGCUGCCACACAGUCAACCAUAAACACCACAAAUGCACGUACACUCACUCUCUCUCCAUCCUCCUAGUGUUUUUUUCACCGUUUUUCACACCUUCUGAGAAUCAGAGAUCCACACAGCAGCUCUAGCUCUCAGCGGAGGGGGGAAACACACAUUACUAUGUGUGACACCGCCUCUGUUUCCACCAGGUCUGAAUUUGAAAUCAAACGCACCCCCUUUUUCUACCAGCAUCCCCUCAUGGCACCCACCCUCCUCCACCCCCACCCACCCCGAACCUUCCAUUUUCUCAGAUGUGAUCCUUUUCAGCUCCUCUCCUCUGUCCGACUCGCCCAUUCCCCUCCACCUCCCCUCCCCUUCUCCACCUUUUUCCUCCGUUGUCUUUCUCCUUUUCUUUCGCUGUACAAAGUGUUUCAAAAUUAUCAUUUGUAUAUUAUGACGUAUGGGUACGAUAAUGUUCUUUAUUAUGGAAAAAUGAGAAAGAUUUAUUUUUGUUACUGGUUUGUUUCAUAAUUCCUUUUUUAAAUUGGUAUUGUAAUAUCUCUAUGCAAGGAAC
Molecule: messenger RNA, 5257 nt
Organism: Micropterus dolomieu (smallmouth bass)
Lineage: Eukaryota; Metazoa; Chordata; Actinopteri; Centrarchiformes; Centrarchidae
Gene: klf7a
Product: Kruppel-like factor 7a
Exons: 4
Coding region: 176-1075 (299 amino acids)
Biological process (GO): regulation of transcription by RNA polymerase II
Molecular function (GO): RNA polymerase II cis-regulatory region sequence-specific DNA binding; DNA-binding transcription factor activity, RNA polymerase II-specific
Source: RefSeq, a predicted model, not a curated record